Coprinopsis cinerea okayama7#130 is the source of this 2448-nucleotide messenger RNA. RefSeq names its product UBA domain-containing protein 7. The transcript has 4 exons. Gene Ontology annotation, molecular function: clathrin binding. Bases 1 to 2448 code for a protein of 815 amino acids. The record is from RefSeq and is a predicted model, not a curated record. Gene Ontology annotation, cellular component: vesicle; intracellular membrane-bounded organelle; cytoplasm. Gene Ontology annotation, biological process: clathrin coat disassembly; clathrin-dependent endocytosis. NCBI's taxonomy places the organism in Eukaryota, Fungi, Basidiomycota, Agaricomycetes, Agaricales, Psathyrellaceae.
AUGUCCGCCAACAAAUCCAAUGGGAACGCUGCCAAUCUGACCAUGGCCGAGCGCGCAGCUUUGGCUCAGAAGCAGAAACUGGCAUCACAGUCGCCUGCAUCAGGCACAACUGGUUCCACGUCGAUAGCAGCGACGACGAUCGAUGAUGAUGACUGGGGACUCGGUGAUUUUGGCGCGCCCUCCAAGCCUUCAACUCAACCCCAAUUUGCACCGCAGCCGAAACCCUCAUCCACACAAGAUUCGUUACUCGGAUUCGACGACGACGUUUCGCCAACUACAUCCCAAACAACUACUCAAAAGGCCACUGGAUCUCUAUGGGAUAUCGACGACUUUGCUUCGCCUCCGAGCAAGCCUCAAGAACACGUUGACAAUCCCGACUUGGACUUCGAUUUCGGUAAUCGUGAAGACCGAGAUUUCUCCUCAACGUCCAACACCGCUGCUCAAGAACACGGGGAGGAUGACAUCCUUGGCAUGCUCAGCAAGCCAGUGGAGGCAGUUAGGGCGAGUCAACAGAAACCCGCCAAUGGUGGCUACUCGCAUUCUACUACACCCUCACCUCAGCCUCUGCCAUCUCGAAGUAACGCGACAAGAUCAUCCUCACCUCCACCCCACAUUCUCGGCCAAAUCGUAGAGAUGGGUUUCUCAGUUGCCCAGGCCAAGGCUGCUCUCGCACGAACAGAAACCGGUACAGACGUACAAGCCGCUCUCGACAUGCUCCUUGGCGAAGGAAGCAACAAUCCCAGUCGAUCCGUCACACCAGCUUCAGACCGCAGGCGCCCCGGUGCCGGUGAACGUGGCUACUCUGACGAAGAUGUCCAACCCAGGAGAAGGCCCGCUCAACCUCAACGCGAAGGGUCGUCGGGCACUGGAACGCCCAACGCCGAGAAGCUUAUUGCUCAGGCAAGCGAAAUUGGCUUGAGCGUACUCUCAAAGGCAUCUCUGUUUUGGAAAGAAGGAAAGGAGAAGGUGCAGAAGGCAUAUGUGGAAGCAAGUGGUAGUGUUGCAUCUGGUACCCGCGAUACCCGACCCAAGUGGAUGCAAGACGCCGGCGAGGGAUCGAGCCAGCCGCCGCAGCGGUACAACGAAGAGCGUGGAGCAGUGGGUUCAAGCUUCAGAGACGGCGAUGACGACUACGAGCCUUCAUCCGCAUUCGCCGAUUCACCUGUCUCAAGCGGGUUCAAUCGCAAGCAAGCUCCUCCUCCCCCUCAACAACAACGAGCGCAGCAACCAGAGCCAGACCUCUUCUCUUCUGAACCAGCUGAGCCCAAGAUUUACGUAUCACCAUUCCGUCGCAAAAAGGUUGAUCUCUCCGCCCCUUCUGCCCCUGUGGCAGAACCAAGCCGUGCACUACCUCCUCGGGCUGCACCCGCUCCCAAACCCAAACGCCACCUUCCUUCAUGCUCUCCAUCCAACCUAUCCCGCGUCGUCCAACACAAGACCAAAGGAACCGACGCCUUCAAGCUCGGACAAUUCAGUGUCGCAGCCGAGGAAUACUCCAAAGCCAUCACUCUCCUCCCCUCCAAUCACCUCCUCCUCGUACCCCUCCACACCAACCGCGCCAUCGCGCGCAUCAAAUGCGGAGAGUGCAAGGCCGCCAUCGAAGACGCUAGUGGUGCAUUGUCUAUCAUCGGGUCUCAGAAAGGCUGGGAGAGUUGGCAUCCAAGUGACGAAGAGGGCGGAUGGGAAUUGGAGAAUAACGAUUCGGAGGCCGAUGGAAGAGGCGGGUACACUGUCGCACGAUCCAAAGGUGCUGAAUGGAGUGAUUCUUGGGGCAGAGGCGUCGAUCUCAAGGAUGGCUGGGUGAAGGCGGUCAAGCGACGCGCUGAAGCAUUCGAGGGCCUCGAGAAGUGGAAGGAUGCCCGCAAGGAUUGGGAGAUCCUGGCUGGCGGAGGCGGAGGAGGCUGGGUUGACGCGAAUACCCGACAGGAAGCUGUUCGAGGCCUUGGAAGGUGUAAGAAGAUGUUGGAUGCUGCUACCGCCGGAGACAGUGCAGGCUCGAGUCGCCCUGCUGCUCCUGCAGCACCCAAAGUCAAACCCCGACCUCGCCCCACCCCGCCUGCAUCCACCAACACAGCUCCCGGAGUCGCAGUCCAGGCAUAUCGCGCACAAAUCAAGGAAGCCGAAGCUGAGGAUGCCCUCAAACAUACCCUCAAGGACAGCGUGGAAGCCAAACUCGAAGCGUGGAAGAAGGGUAAAGAAACCAAUUUGCGAGCUCUGCUGGCUAGCUUGGACGUGAUUCUAUGGGACGAGGUCCUGAAGGAGAUGGGCAAGAAGCCCGGGAUGGCAGACUUGAUUAGCAGUGGUGGUGUUAAGAAGUGGUACAUGAAGGCUGUCUCUAGGGUACAUCCCGACAAGCUCAACUCGAACAACUCGACUGUAGAACAGAGGAUGAUCGCUGGAGGCGUGUUCGGGGCGCUCAACGAAGCUUGGCUGGCGUUCAAGCCGUAA